AUUUACAAGUGCUCUCAUUAACUUCAUUGAAAAAAAAAUGCACAAAGAAAAAUAGUUAUUGCAAAACAUUUAUGAUUAUAAAAUACCAUUUUAUUAAAUCGAAGCAAUUUUCCAUGUGUAGAAUUUAUGCAAUAUUAAAACACAAUAAUUGUAUUUUGAUUUUCAUAAGUAAAUUUAACAUUUAUUUUAACUAGCAUUGUAAACAUUUUUUUUUCAACUUAGGUAACCCACCAUUGUCAGUAAAAGGGGCAUUCCAUUAUUCUUGGGACUAUGCUCAGCAGGUACAUAUACCUCAUCAUGCUCAGCAAGUUGGACCAGAAUAUUUUAGGACACCACGCAAAUGCAAUGUAUUUGGCAUGUGCUCUGAAGGAUCAGGAAGGCAGGUAUUUUAUCUGAUUGAUGAGGCAGACAUGGUGGGCAAAGGAGCAAACAGUGUGGUCAGCAUGGUUCAUCAUUAUUUAACCUACCAUGGCCUUGGUGAAGAGGAUGGACUGUUUCACUUUGACAAUUGCAGUGGACAGAACAAAAAUAACACAGUUCUGAUGUUUGCAUUGUGGAGAGUCAUGACAGGGUUACACAAAAGCAUCCAAUAUUCCAUGAUGAUUGCGGGUCAUACAAAGUUUGAGCCUGAUUGGCACUUUGGGGUGUGGAAACUGAAAUGGAGGAAUUCUAAUGUGGAGACUUUAUCUGAAGUAGCUGAGACUGUUGCACACUCUAGUAAGAAUGGACACAAUAUUCCACAGCUCACAGAUGAUGCAGAAAAGCCUGUUGUAUUCGAUGACUGGAAAACAUACCUGCAGCAGUUUUUUAAGCCAUUGAAGAACUUGACAAAAUACCAUCAUUUUUAGUUCAUUCAGACAAGCCUGGAAGAGUGGAAGUUCAAGAGAGGAUCUCGGGACACUCGAUUUCUGUCAAUUUAUUGAAAAAUAACAUGCAUCUAGUGAGUGGUCAACUUCCUGAAGCUAUUCCAAGUCGAGGAUUAGAUCUGAUCAGACAGUGGUAUUUGUAUGACAACAUUAGAGAAUUUUGUAACUCAGAUGUUGCUAAAGAUGUUGUUUGCCCUAAACCAAUCCAGCCAAAGCCUGAAAUUAAUUUAACAAACAAAGAGAACAGCAGGCCCAUUUCCACAAAAAGGAAACAGUCUUUGCUAAAAUAAUUUGUUUGCUGACCUAUAAUGUGUAAUAUUUUGAACAUUUCGAACCUUGUGUAUCUUCAAAUCUUCAAGUGCCUUGAUUGCUUUUGCAAUGUUGAAGGAGAUUUAAACCUUUGCAUGAAAUGAAAUCUAAAAUAAUUUGUCACAAAAGAUGUAUAAUAUAUAUAUAUUUAUUUUUUAUCCAGCAUAAUAUUUUACUUUAAUAAAAAAUAAAGAUACAUGUAUAUCAAAAAUGGCAUACAAAUAAAAUUAUUAAACCCUAUAACAAAUUCUUUUCGUUACGUCGUGAAAUGAAAGUGCACACUGAUAACUAUGUACAUUUUCAAUUAAAAUGACUUCUACGGCAACAAGGAUUUUUUUUAUGUAUUGAAAAAGAAAAAGUCAUGUGUGCAUCAAUAUUUUAAUGUGAUAAAGUACUGAUGUAUUAGAAGACAACAAAAUUUCGAUAAAAGUUGUCUACCUAAAAUGUCACUUUUUUUGGGGUACAUUUUCAUUAGUUUUAUUUUACAGGACGUCAUCAGGGUUAUAUCUUUUAAACAUCAUAAUUUCAUAAAGGGUUGGAAUUUUUCAAAAAUAUUUUGGAAUUGAGUUUUAGACAUCAAUAUAUACAAGAAAAUACAAAAAAGUGAAAAAUUGAUUUUUCCUCAUCUGGACCCAUUUUGCCAGACGCUGUC
Messenger RNA from Saccostrea cuccullata (small rock oyster), 1827 nucleotides. RefSeq lists its product as uncharacterized. The record is from RefSeq and is a predicted model, not a curated record. Lineage: Eukaryota; Metazoa; Mollusca; Bivalvia; Ostreida; Ostreidae. Bases 357 to 848 code for a protein of 163 amino acids. The transcript is spliced from 4 exons.